UUUUCGACUCGCAAUGAUGCUUCUCAAGUUCCUUUAUUUGAUUAGUUGCUUUGCUGUGGGUCUGACACGAUUCACGCACCCCAGAACACGUGGCGAUUAUAGUUUGCCGGAUUUGAUUAGUGUGGAUGAGGAAUUCAGCCGUCUCGAACUUCAAAAAAAGCACAAUAUUACCGAGCGGAAUCCAUGGGAAGAACCGUACCGACUGUCGCGAAAUGUCAUUCCUUUUCACUACUGGGUGCAGAUAAGGACCGACGUCCACGAAGGAAGCCGUCCUUUCAGUGGUAAAGUGGACUUAUACUUUACAGUUACCGAACCUACCAGUUCGAUAUACAUACAUAGCAGAGGACUUAACCUGACAAAAUCCGAACUGUAUGCGCAGCCUGGAAAUGGUAGUGAUGAAGUGUUGCUGGAACAGUUGGAACACACCACCGAUGAUUGGAGAGAGUUUAUUUUGUAUGAUACUCAGGAAGAAUUGAAGGUCGACCAAGUCUAUAUAUUGUGUAUUGAAUACACCGGGUACCUGAGAUACGGAACUGAUGGGCUGUACAUGGCGUCUUACGUCAAUGAUGGCGGAUUACGCCGAUACUUCGCGGCGACUCAGUUUCAACCUGUUAGUGCCCGUAGUGCUUUUCCAUGUUUCGAUGAGCCAGCAUUGAAGGUCACGGUAGAUCUUAGUGUCAUUCACCAUCGGUCUUAUGAUGCGGUUUCGAACAUGCCUCGUAUUUCCCGUGAGACGUACGACGAGGAUGAAGGUCUUCUGGAUUAUGACAUUUCCACUUUCGCUACCACACAGCGGAUGUCCAUCUACUUGUUGGCUAUUCUAGUUUCCGAUUUUACCUACCGAUCGCACAUGACAAUACCGGAAUACAUUACACAAUCUGUAUACUCACGUCCAAAUGCUAUCAACGAAACUGAAUUCGCCCUGGACGCUGGUGUGCUAACUAUCGGAGCAAUGGACACGUAUACUGGAAUUCCAUACGGUAGCUAUAUGCCGAAAUUGGGUCAAGUUGCUAUUCCUGGGUUUGAUGCUGGGGCCAUGGAAAAUUGGGGUUUGUGUAAAUAUGGGGAACAAUAUUUAUUGUUCAAUCCAUCGAUAUCUACGUUCCGGCAGCGGACGUGGAUUUCAACGAUCAUCGCUCACGAAUACAUCCAUCAGUGGUUCGGAAAUUUAGUGACUAACGAAUGGUGGAGCUAUCUUUGGCUGAACGAAGGUUUCGCUACACUGUACGAAUACUAUGCGGCGCAGUUGGCUUUCCCAGAGCAGGAGUAUUUCGAAAUGUUUAACUUGGAUGUGGUCCAAUGGGCUCUGGAUGCAGAUUCUCGUGAUUAUACUAGACCGAUGAGUUACAGCCGUGGAGCCGGCCAAUAUGAAAUUUCUAGUCUGUUUGAUAACGUCGCGUACUCAAAGGCCGGUUCAGUUUUGAAUAUGUUUCGGAAUGUGCUGGGUGACAGUGUCUGGCAGGAAAUGAUUCAUAUCUAUUUAAUCGAAAAUGAGUUGAAACCUGUGAAUCCUGGAAAUCUAAUUGAUGCGAUGGAACUUGCCGUUAACAGUUCAUCCAUUUUCCCUGGGAACAUUUCGAUUAGUGAUUUUGUUCACAGCUGGACCGAUCAGACGGGUUACCCGGUGUUGGAAGUGCGUCGAAACUAUGAGUUGGGUGAUUUAAUUCUAUCCCAGGAUCGGUUCUUCAACAAUAGAAUCGUUAACUAUGAUCCUACCGUCUGGAUAGUUCCGUACAACAUAGCUGAGCAGACCAUGCCCGAUUUCGAAAAUCUCACUUGGAACUGGUUGACGGAGAAAGCCGCACGCUUUCCAAUAACUGCCUCGAAUGAAAGUUGGAUUAUUCUAAACAAACAACAAACUGGUUUCUAUCGCGUAAACUAUGACAUCCGGAAUUGGUACCUAAUCAUCGAUGCGCUACAGAGUAAUUAUACUUCCGUUCAUCGAUUGAAUCGGGCUCAGCUGUUAGAUGACGCAUUCCAGUUGGCUCGUUCGAAUCGUUUAGACCUGGAAGUGGUGCUGGAUUUGAUGGCCUAUCUUCAAAACGAAUUGGAAUAUCAUCCAUGGACGGCGGCAAGUCCCAUCGUAAGCUAUUUCUACAAUCGUCUACGUGGAGCUGCAAACUACGAUAACUACCAAAGAUUCGUGGGCAAUUUGAUCAGUGAAGUUUACUCUACUUUAACGAUUGAUGACGUGGCCGACGAUGAAUCACAUUUGCAUAAAUAUUUGAAGCAAACUAUUUCAACGUGGGCAUGCACGAUAGGAAACACGGAUUGCCUGAACCGGACUCGGAGCCUGCUUCAGGAAACAGCAGAGCGUAAUGGUACGAUCCAUCCGGAUAUUGCAGCUGUCACACAUUGUUUUGGACUAAGGAACUCUACACAACAAGCUUUCACGUAUCUGUACGAUAAAAUGAAAGCGUCGACCGACCAAACCCAAAGGAAUAUGCUAAUCGAUGCAUUGGGUUGCUCCAAUAAUCCAGAACAUCUGAACGCUUUCCUGAUGACAUCCAUUGGUGGAGAUCUUCAAAUGAACUACACAAUGUCGGAACGAAAUAGGGUGCUCUACUCAGUAGCAGCUGCUAGCCGAGAUGGAGUGGAUGCAUUGAUAGACUUCCUUAUUGAAUCGCACGAUUAUGUCAUCGACAUUCUUGGUUCAGGAGCUCUCUACAGUGCCGUUUCAACUAUUGCAGCUAGAACAAACAAUCAAGAUGAACUGGAUCGGCUGGAUGACUUAAUAGAAGCGCUAGACAAUGUGGUUCCUUCUAUAUUAUUAGAAAUAUUUAGGGAAACAGCUGUACAAAAUCUGGCGUGGCAUUCGACUCGCGAUGGAUUCAUUGUAAGCUCUUUCCUGGAAAGGUACAGCUGAGCUGUCAUAAUUGGCUUGAUGUAGAGGUAAAACCGAUACUACUUAAAAUAAAUA
This is a messenger RNA of Malaya genurostris, 2920 nucleotides long. Its product is annotated as aminopeptidase N-like. The record is from RefSeq and is a predicted model, not a curated record. The transcript has 4 exons. Gene Ontology annotation, molecular function: zinc ion binding; metalloaminopeptidase activity; peptide binding. Lineage: Eukaryota; Metazoa; Arthropoda; Insecta; Diptera; Culicidae. Gene Ontology annotation, cellular component: cytoplasm. Gene Ontology annotation, biological process: peptide catabolic process; proteolysis. The coding region runs from base 14 to 2866 and encodes 950 amino acids.